CGACUUAUCAGUACAAACGCGGCGACAGACUCACAAUUCACGAACAUGUCGAUCACACUACACAAAAGCGACGGCAGCCCGCCAGCCCGAGCAGCUAUGAUGAUAACUGAACUGCUGAAGUUGAAGCAUGAACGAGUGGACGUGAACGUCAUGGGUGGAGAUCACCUGAAGCCGGAGUACCUGCAGAAGAAUCCUAAUCACUCAGUACCUAUGUUAGAUGACAACGGGUUCAUUGUUGCAGACAGUCACGUAAUUUUGACCUACCUGGUUGAAAAAUAUGGUCAAAACCAAGCUCAACUUUACCCAAAAGACAUCGCCUUAAGAGCAACAGUGGAUCAGAGGCUCUUUUUUGAAGCGUCGAAUGUGUUUGGUGCUAUUAGGGCCCUGAUAUCACUAAUCAUGCAACAACAGCCAACUGAACCUUCGCCAGAGGUCAUUCAAAAAGUAAAUGAGGCUUACAAGACUUUAGAAGCAUAUUUGUCGAAGACCAAGUAUGUCGCGUGUGACCACUUGACAGUAGCUGACAUCUCUUUGGCGUCGAGUAUCUCCUCACUCAAUGGGGUGAUCCCUAUUGACGCCAAGUAUGGGAAGCUGAGGGCAUGGUUGAGCUCCCUGGAGAAUGAAGAGUGGUACAAGAAAGGUAACGCACCAGGACUCGCCAUGUUCACAGGAUUCAUAAACUCUGUAUUUGAGAAAAACGCAGGUAAAGCAUAGAUCGUUAAAUAAUUUAUUGUAUAUUUGUUCUAAGUAAUUAUGUUUUAAGUUUUAUUUUCUACCAAAUAAAUUAAUUUAA
Molecule: messenger RNA, 793 nt
Organism: Trichoplusia ni (cabbage looper)
Lineage: Eukaryota; Metazoa; Arthropoda; Insecta; Lepidoptera; Noctuidae
Product: glutathione S-transferase 1-like
Exons: 1
Coding region: 46-714 (222 amino acids)
Biological process (GO): glutathione metabolic process
Molecular function (GO): glutathione transferase activity
Source: RefSeq, a predicted model, not a curated record